Molecule: messenger RNA, 783 nt
Organism: Ipomoea nil (Japanese morning glory)
Lineage: Eukaryota; Viridiplantae; Streptophyta; Magnoliopsida; Solanales; Convolvulaceae
Exons: 1
Coding region: 1-783 (260 amino acids)
Molecular function (GO): nucleic acid binding; zinc ion binding
Source: RefSeq, a predicted model, not a curated record
AUGCCCAGCCCUAGAAAUGAAGGUAAUAGCUAUGAACCCAAAUGCACUGAAGAGCUAGAAACAAGGAAUAUUGCCCUCGUUGCAAUUCAGCAACCAGCUACGACUAGCCGGUCAAACUCUAACCCUUUUGAAUAUUUAUCUGAUGAGAAAUUUGCUUUGUUUGUGAGAAAAUUUAAAAGGUUUAUGCGAAAGAACAACUUCCAAGAGUUCCAAGCAUCGCCAAAUUCCUCGAGUCGAAAGUACACCGAGAGAUCAACUCAUACUAAGAAACAGGAACCGGAGGAGGCUCAAGUAUUGUGCUACAAUUGUAGAAAGCCGGGACAUUUCAAGGAAAACUGUCCUCAUCCAAUGGUCCGCAGACACCAUAACCAAGAACCAAGCACAAGUUCUCCUAACGACAGAAAAGACGUCACCGAAACAAGCAGAAGGAAUGCAAAACACGAAACCAAUCAGUCAAGAAAUGAUAGAAGACGUAAAGCAAUGGUCGUCAAUGAAACAAAUGAAGUGGUUGAACCCGAACUGAGUACGUCAAACUCGAGCUCGGAAAGCGAAAGUUCUGAAGACGAAAAGGGACUUCUAUGUCUAUACAGCCAGAAAGAAAGUGACGACAACUUGUGUUUGAUGGCAAAAGAUAACGAGGUAGAUUCUCAAUCCUCUUCAUUUACCCAAAUUGAAUCUAGCUUAGAAAGUGAAGAAGGUUCCGUUGAUUCAGUAAAAAAACUGAUGAGGGAUUUCAAGGUAGUGAAAAACACAUACUCUAAAAUAAAGGAAGAGAACUCUUGA